This is a messenger RNA of Schizosaccharomyces osmophilus, 1053 nucleotides long. RefSeq names its product F-box protein Pof5 (gene pof5). The transcript has a single exon. NCBI's taxonomy places the organism in Eukaryota, Fungi, Ascomycota, Schizosaccharomycetes, Schizosaccharomycetales, Schizosaccharomycetaceae. The coding region runs from base 1 to 1053 and encodes 350 amino acids. The record is from RefSeq and is a predicted model, not a curated record.
AUGCUAAAUCUUCCAACUGAAAUAUGGCUUCGCAUUUUCGAAAAUCUUGUAUGCUGGAAUCCAUAUGAAGCAAAGAAUAAUGGUGCUUUAUUGAGAAUUUGUCGGAAUGCCUUCUCUGGCGGUUUACCUGUUAUUUAUUUUUUUCCCAAAUUAAACGCAAAGAACUACGCAAAGUUUUUCAACACGAUUAGCGAAACUGAUUUUGGAAAACUGGUACAUCAUAUAAAUUUAACAAAUAUCUCUUAUACAUCAAAAGCUUCAAUAACCUCUCGACUUUUGCGAAGGUGUGCAGAGAACCUAGAGAGCUUUUCAGGCCCACAAACAGGUCUUGGAUUUACGGCGCUUCGAGCUUUAUCCAACUGUACUCGUCUAAAGAAGAUUGAUCUUUCUGUCUUAUCUGAGCGCAUUGACCUACAGUACCUUUUUGCAGGCAUCCGAAACCUCCAAUACUUAGAAUACAUCGAUUUCCCUGCUCUCUCAAAGUUUUCUCCUGGACAUAACGAGUGUUGGCCGCCUUCGCUUGUUCACAUCGGCUUCGCUGGUGCUAUUACAGAUGGUUUUGUUGCUCAAUCUUCUUUUCCACCUUCACUGAAAAGCGUGUGCAUAACGAAUUGCCCUCAGUUGACAGAUACGGGUCUUUUUACCUUGCUGUCCAAGGUGGGUGAAAUUGUUACAUCUGUGACCAUUCAGUAUCCUAUGGCUGAACUUUCUCGCAACGCCCUUGAUUGCGUCUUUCAGUUAUGCCCUUAUGCCAGCGUUGUUAGCGUUCCUGCGAAUUACAUUACUUCGAACUUGUUUGAGAGCUUAUCUGAAUCUGAGACUAGCCAUAAGGUCGAACACUUAGAAAUUAGCUAUUCUGGAGGCUUAUUAACCACCAUCAGUUUAGUAAAAGCUGAUGACAUUGUUUCUGCAUUGGCUGACGGCAAGUUGCCUCAACUCCGCAGAUUGCAAUAUUCUAUUCGUCUUGGUUGGAAGGAAGAGUCUGAGGAUGUGCAGGAUUUAGUUGAUUUAAUUGAUGAUCAGGGCGGUGAGGUUUUCGUAAGUGUAAAGUAA